AUCUACCAAACAAACGCAAGAAAACAACAUGUCACAGACUCAGACCGCUCUCUUCGUGACCGAAAUCGGGAAGCCACUGAGCAAAAGCUCGCGGCCCAUCCCCGAGCCCAAGGAUGGACAAGUGCUCGUCAAGGUCACUGUAGGAGGUCUCAACCCCCACGACGCCAAGGCCCGCGACCACGGGCUCUUCAUCGCGGGUUUCCUCCCAGCAGUGCUCGCCGCGGAUGUCGUGGGCGUCGUGACCCGCCUGGGCCCGAAUGUCACACGCUUCCAGAAAGGGGACCACAUCGUCGGGCAAGCCUCGCUCCCAGAACCCAAUGUCAACACUCCGGACCCCAGUUUCUCGAACCCCAGCAACGACAGCCUGGGUCUCCAGGAAUACGCAAUCCUCGACGCCAGAUACUCGGCCAAGGUGCCGGCGGGAUUCACCGACGCCCAACUGGCGACCCUGCCGACCAACCUCGUGACCGCCGCGGUCGCGCUGUUCGACUCGACCUGCCUGGGCAUUCCGGCUCCCUGGGAUCCCGCUGCGUCCAGCUUCGACUACAAGAAUACCUCCAUUCUGAUUCUGGGCGGCGGCGCCAACACGGGCAAAUUCGGCAUCCAGCUCGCCGCGCUGGCAGGCAUCGGGCGGAUCAUCGUCGUUGCGAGCCCCCGCAGCGCAGCAGAGACCCGGGCGCUAGGCGCAACGCACAUCAUCGACCGCACCGGGAAGGCCGGGGCGGAGAUUGCCGCGGCGGUGCGAGAGAUCGUGGGUGAUGAGCUGAUCUACGCUUAUGAUACUAUCAACCCGCCGGAUAGCCAAUGGAUCGGCGUGGAGGCUUUGUCCAGCUCCAAGACGGGAAAGCUGGCGCGCCUGCUCCCUGUCGGCCCGGUCGAUGAGUCCCACCUCUCGACGAAGAAGACCGCGGGUUUUGAGACGUUGAAUGUAUUCGGCUCGUCUUUUGCAAGGCCCGCGACUGCUCAGCCGCUGUGGGAGCGCAUCUCCGGGUAUGUGGAGGAAGGGAAGGUCAAACCUACCGCUUUCCAGGCUAUAGAGGGGUUGGAUGUGGACGCUGUGAAUAGGAUUUUGGAUGGUUACUCGAAUGGGACUGCGACUGGCCAUUGGCAGGUUCAUCUGUGAAUGACUCUCCGGGUGGAUUCCAUGCGGGAGUAUCAUGGUUAAAACACCUGAUGUUUAUGUUUCUUGUGCGUCUGUUCUAUCUUUCAGCGCUUGCAAUGUGUUUUAAUGAAAUGCCACAAGUCAAAGGCGAGGCCGUGUUUGCUUGAUUAUUGGGAAGUUUCUCUUUGGGGGGGGGCACUGAUUGAUUAUGUCCCUGUGAUGCACAUAUUGUUAUUGUACGCCAGAAUUAAU
This is a messenger RNA of Aspergillus homomorphus CBS 101889, 1354 nucleotides long. RefSeq names its product zinc-binding alcohol dehydrogenase family protein. Bases 29 to 1123 code for a protein of 364 amino acids. The transcript has a single exon. The record is from RefSeq and is a predicted model, not a curated record. Lineage: Eukaryota; Fungi; Ascomycota; Eurotiomycetes; Eurotiales; Aspergillaceae. Gene Ontology annotation, molecular function: oxidoreductase activity, acting on NAD(P)H.